CCGGAAAAGUCUAGCUUCAUUCUGCAACUCCCUUUACGCUAACAUACUAAUCGAACAAGAACUCUUUUAUGCUGAAAGAGUUGUUGGUUCUCCUUGUGGGAUUAAAAUCUUUAGUUGCUGAAAUGAGGUCCCUCGAAGUGAUUUCAAUAAUCUAUGAGACCAGAUGCUUCAUGGGAAUUUUUUUGACUUUUCUUUAAAAGUGAACUCUUUUCAGUUAGCCACCUUAAAACAGAAUAAAGCAUCGAAUCCGGUAAAGAGCGCGUGAAAUCGUUAUUCCAAAGUUCGUGGAUUGUGGCGCCUUUUACCCACCGUUAGCCAUUAGGCAACUGUCAUACGCGCCUUAUCAUCUCUCUCUGUAAAGGUUUCUGCUUUCGUAGGUUAAUGGCAACAGCCCACAAUUUGAAACCUGCAAUUGUAGUCUCCAGCAUCCCUUUUCCCCAAUGCUCUUCAUUUACUAGUACAACUCCCCAUCUCUCUAGAUUCUUUGGUACUGACCUUUCCAAAAUUAGCCGCCCACAAAAGCUGCUGCCAUCAAUGCUGCUUCUGUCAAGGAGACGAUUGGCUCUGCCUUCAGUUUCUGGAAUGUGGGAGGCCUUGACCGGCGGUAGCUCAGCUCGUGAAGCUGUGAUGGCAAUUAGACGUGGAAUGCUUCUCUUCAGACAGGGUGAUGUGCUGGGGUCGUUGGUGGAAUUUGACAGGGCAAUUGAACUUGAUCCUCGACAGAAAGCCCAUCUUUGGCAGAGGGGACUGUCGUUAUACUACCUUGACAGGUUUGAGGAAGGUGCAGAGCAGUUUCGGUUGGAUGUUGCUCAAAACCCAAAUGAUACAGAGGAAUCAAUAUGGUGUUUCCUUUGUGAAGCUCAAUUAUAUGGAGUAGAUGAAGCAAGAAGAAGGUAUCUUGAGAUUUCAAUAUGCACUAUGCUCUCUUGGACAUGUUGCAGCCGCAGCCUGGAACUACUACGUGUAAAAUACUUUAGUCUAUUGCUUGAGGUUGGUAGAGACCCUCGUCCUGUCAUGAGAGAGGCAUACAGCAUGUUCAAGGAUGGUGGUGAUCCAGAAAAGCUUGUGGCUGCAUUUUCUGGCGGACGGGAGAAUGAGUAUUUCUAUGCUUCUCUAUAUGCUGGACUUUAUUAUGAAUCCCAGGACAAACAGGAUGAAGCAAAACGUCACAUUGUUGCUGCUUGUCAAUCUCCUUAUGGACUCAGGUCCGAUGACUACAUGGCUUCUCUUGCCAAAGUGCAUUGCCUGUGUAGAAAUUGGGGCUCCGCUUAGAAUACAACCAUGACCCGGCAAGGUUUGAUCAAUAUUUUCCUGAGUGCUUUCAACAGAUUCUGAUUCUAGGUUCCCUAUGUAUUGCUUGGCUUGAUUAGCAGGAUGCAAUCAGGAUACUAUUGGAAAUGAAUCUAAAGGAUCUCCUUAGCGUACAUCACGUAUGAUCUUCAGGCACCUCAUCAUAGAAACCUGAGCUCUGCAAUCUGUUGUUAAGAAGGGUCCAUAGACCUCAUCGUGGAAUUUUACUCGUGACUUCUUGCUGACUAUCAAAAUCUUCUGUGAGGAGGGGAUAUAAAAACCAUUGCGUAUGCUGCAUCACUCAGUUGUUGCAGAAAGUACCAUAGAUGAAGUUGUUUCACGCAAGUUCAAAGAACACCCUGUUAGGAAUUUCUGUAUUGUGUAAUAUGCCUAGUACAUGCUCUAUCAGUUGGUGGUUAACUAGCUCAAUUCUGCAUAUCUAGUGGCUUCAUACACGCAGACGUGUGAAUGUAUCAUGUAAAUAUUUUGAUUUCGAUAAAUAUCAUGCAUUACAAUUUUGCACCUUUCGGAAA
Molecule: messenger RNA, 1823 nt
Organism: Coffea arabica (coffee)
Lineage: Eukaryota; Viridiplantae; Streptophyta; Magnoliopsida; Gentianales; Rubiaceae
Cellular component (GO): chloroplast
Molecular function (GO): protein binding
Source: RefSeq, a predicted model, not a curated record